Messenger RNA from Erigeron canadensis, 1132 nucleotides. Its product is annotated as alpha-1,3-arabinosyltransferase XAT3-like. The coding region runs from base 1 to 1128 and encodes 375 amino acids. Lineage: Eukaryota; Viridiplantae; Streptophyta; Magnoliopsida; Asterales; Asteraceae. The transcript has a single exon. The record is from RefSeq and is a predicted model, not a curated record. Gene Ontology annotation, molecular function: glycosyltransferase activity.
AUGGAAACAAAGCUAAUCUGCAAGACAUGGAAAAGGAGAUCAGAUACCUGCGAGAUGAAGGGCGAUAUAAGAAUUCAUGGGAAUUCUUCAACUAUUUUCGUUUCUACAAAAAAUGUCACAAAUGCUUUGGUGACAAUAAAACCUUAUGCACGCAAAGGCGAUGCAAGUGCAAUGGAACAUAUUACAAAUUUCACCAUCAAGUCGGUCAAAGAACAAACCGAAGCAAUGCCUAAAUGCACCGAAAAACAUGAUGUACCAGCUAUCGUUUUUUCGGUUGGUGGUUAUAGCGGAAACAACUUUCAUGCCUUUUCAGAUAUCAUCAUCCCUCUCUAUGCAACUUCUCGGAAAUUCAAUGGAGAAGUGAAGUUUCUCACGACGAAUAGAAAUUCUCGAUGGACUAGCAAGUUUCAAAAUAUAUUAGAUAAGUUAUCAAGGUAUGAAAUCAUUGAUAUUGAUGUUGAAAAUAAGGUACAUUGCUUUCCAAGUAUGAUAGUAGGUCUAAUAAAGGACGACCGAAAAGAGCUAAACACAGAUGCAAUGAAAAAUUUCUCAAAUUUCUUGAGAAGUACCUACUCGCUGGAUCGUUCAAAAGCCAUAAAGUUAACCAGUGGCACGACUAAAAUGCCCCGACUCUUGAUAGUUUCAAGGAAAAGAUCAAGAAGUUUUACAAAUGUGAAAGAUAUGGUUGGUGUAGCAAGAGAUAUAGGAUUUGAGGUGAUUGUGACCGAGAUGAAUUCGAACUUGACUCAAACAUCGAAGCUCGUAAACUCAUGUGAUGUGAUGAUAGGAGUUCAUGGUGCAGGGUUAACAAACAUGGUUUUCUUGCCUGAAAAUGGUGUGUUUAUACAAGUGGUUCCAUUGGGAAAGAUGGAAUGGAUGGCAAACACUUUUUAUGGAGAGCCUUCAAAGGGAAUGGGAUUGAAGUACUUGGAAUAUAAGAUUAAUGAAGAGGAAAGCAGUUUAAUAAAACAAUAUCCAUCUAAUCAUCAAGUCUUCAUGGAUCCAUAUUCAAUUCAAAAGAAAGGUUGGGAAGCUUAUAGAUCAAUAUAUAUGGAUAAACAAAAUGUAAAGCUUGAUGUUUCUAGGUUUCUAGAGACAUUGUUCAAAGCCCUUGAACUACUUCAAUAGUAAA